UUUGCGCGCAUGUCGUAACUCUUUCGUUAAUGGCGUCUGUCUCCGAUAUGUGCUCGCCUUUAGAAAAAUGAAGCGCAGAAGAAAUUCUCUCUUGUAAUAAAACGCGGGGUUUCCAUUCGCGGACUUUGCGUCGCAAGCUCCCGGUUGUUCAAGUUCCGAUCUCAGUCGUGACGCUCAGCCAGAGAUGAUAAAGCUCAAGUCGAACCAGACGCGCACGUAUGAUGGAGACGGGUUCAAGAAGCGGGCCGCCUGCCUGUGCUUCAGGAACGACACCGAAGAGGAGGUGUUGUUGGUGAGUAGCAGCAGACAUCCAGAUAAAUGGAUCGUACCUGGAGGUGGAAUGGAGCCUGAGGAAGAGCCCAACAUCGCUGCAGUCCGAGAAGUUUGUGAAGAGGCUGGUGUCAAGGGCACUUUAGGAAGGCUCGUAGGAAUAUUUGAGAAUCAAGAUAGAAAACACAGAACGUAUGUGUACGUUCUCAUCGUAACCAAUGUUCUGGAAGAUUGGGAGGAUUCAGUAAAUAUUGGGAGAAAAAGGGAAUGGUUUAAAAUUGACGAUGCCAUACAAGUGUUGCAGUGUCACAAGCCAGUACAGGCCACCUACUUCACGGCUUUUCAGGAAGGUUGUCUGAACAGUAACGGGGCGCCUCUAGAGGCAACGAUAGGCGGAGAACUGUCGCCCACCUACAGCAUCAAUCAGAGCUCUGUCUCUGAUAUCAGAUAACUAAUGCAAAACACCGACUCUUUGGAUGCUUCCGUCGUCGCUCUCGCUCUUGUUCUAUUCUUAUUUUGAUUCUUUAAAAAAAAGACAACAGUUUGCCAACGUUUUUUGAUUGCUGGGAAGGUGUUGCUGGAAAAGUCAAAAUGAUGUUUUGGAAAUGUAAUCUUUUUGCUAUCUCCUGUUUAAUUUUCAUUUCAUGCGGACUGUUGCAUGAAACUCACAACCCACAUACUUUUAAUGCCCUUUAUGCAGCCCAAGUGUGAGAUUAAACGAAUGCAAGAGCUACUUUUUACUGUUGUGAUGGAAAAAUAUACACAUUGUGCGUUAGCAUGUGGCUUUCAGUAUUUUUACACAUGCAUUUUUUUUUCUCUCUUUACAAAUGUGGUUAUAUGAAUGCGUGGAGCUGUGAGAAGUUAUUAGUUUUGCAUGAGCACUGGUAUUUAUUUGUCCUAUGAGUUUGUGUGAUGCGAUGAAUUUUUAACUUCAUGUUAAAUUGGUGUCCUGAACUUUCACGUUUUUGCCAAAUUGUAAAUAUCGUACAGGCCUACAAAAACACAAAGGGUUUAAAUUAUGUGACUACCUGGUUAGACUGUAGCGUAAUUCUACGAUUUCACACCUUUUAAUCUAGAACUUUUCCAAACAGCUGAUGUUUUAAGGAAUUUGACGUAAUAUUGUAAACUCUGAAAUGAACCCCAGUGGUUAAGUAGACUAUUAUAUGAUUUGGUUUUAGAAAGAUUCAGCAGGUUUUUUUACUUUAUGCUGUAAUGGUAUCUGUAGUAUUUUUGUAAUCGUUUUUUUUAAAAGGAUAGUUCACCCAAAAAUGAAAAUUCUUUCGAGCAUGACUUUCUCCUGCUGAACACAAAUUAAGAUUUUUAGAAGAAUGUCUCAUCUCUGUAGGUCCAUACAUCGCAAGUGAAUGGUGACCAGAACUUUGAAGCUCCAAAAAGCACAUAAAUGCAGCAUAACAGUAAUCCAUAAGACUCAAGUGGUUAAAUCCAUGUCUUUAGAAGCGAUAUGAUAGGUGUGGGUGAAAAAUAGAUAAAUAUUUAAGGCCCUUUUUUACUCUUUGAUCUUAAGUUUUGGACCCUGUUGACUUGCAUUGUAUGGACCUACAGAGCUGAGAUAUUCUUCUAAAAAGCUUUGUUUGUGUUCAGGAGAAGGAAGAAGGUCAUACACAUCUGAGAUGGCAUGAGAGGGAGUAAAGGAUGAGGAUUUUUGGAUUGAACUAUUCCUUUAAGUCAACAUGAAAUCAAAAUUGACCCUAUUAAUUUAAAGUUAAUAUUCUGUGUUCAUUACAAGUUAAGCUUAGUCAACAGCAUUUGUGGCAUUAUAUUGAUUGCCAUAAAAAAACAUUUUGACUCGGACAAUGUUUUUUUUUAAAAGAGAAACUUUUAAAGGUAUAUUCAAUAUUACAACUUUGUUGUCAUGGUGAAGUAACACGUUAUCACCAUUUUAAUACAUGUAGUUUAUGUCUUGUGGCUAUACUUUUGAAACAGUGAGUAUUUUAAUGUUUAUUGACUGGCUUCAUUUACUUCAGUUGUAAGUGCCUCACUGUUUGUUUGUUUUUUGAAUAACUGUGGAACGAGUUGAAAUAAUGUUUUGUUGUUAUCAACAUUAUGCCAAAAAUGCUGUCAAUUGAGCUCAAUUUCUGCCUGGUAUUGAACCCGGAAUAUUCCUUAAUACAUGUUCCCGGCCUUGUUGAGCAAAAUUAAUUAGUGCUUGUUUUUCCAAAAGAAAAAACAUUUGUCUUCAUAGCUUUUAAAAAUUGUUUUUGACUACUGUUGUACAUAAUGUAGCCUCUCUAAAAUCUUACCAAUAGUUAAUGCAGUCAUUUUAAUGCCACUUGGCAUUAAUGUAAUUAAGGUUGCAGCAUUAAUUAAAAUGACAGUACAUUUAAAAAAAGAAGUAUUAACAUUGGGAUACAUGGAGAUGCUCUUGACCUUCAGUCUCCACAUCCUUGUCAAAAAGCCUCCUCAAAAGUGGGUGCCGGGCAGUGUUUUGCCCAAUUUUAUUUACAAUCAUGUUGAAUUUAAUUUUGGCUAUAGUACCAUUUGGGACAACUCUAAAAUGAAGCAUAGUUCAGGACUAAAGAGCGAGUUGAAUAGAUAUUGAAUAGAGUAUUAUUUUUUGUUUGAUGCAAUGUGCAUGUACAAAACUGGCUUUGUCUGCACUAACAGUGUAACACAUACAUUUUCAAUUAUAGUAUCUUAAGUGGAUCCUGAAAAUUGCUCUACAAGUUAAUUUUCCCAAUGUGGACAUUAUUAAUUUUGUGACAGAAACUGAUGAAGUUUUUCAUUGUUUUAACCUCUCAGUGACUCAACAUCUUCAUCCACUCAUUUAUUGUGUGACAUUAACAACAGGGAUGUUUCAGUCUACAUGCACAAUUGAAAUUAAGGGCAAGCCUUGAAACAUUUUGUUUUAGCCUAUAAAAAUGUUCAAACAUCGUCUCUUUUCCUUCUAAAUGUCAAGUACGUCUUCAAAGCCAAACUGCACACUUUGUAAACCUCUUGGAAAGCAGCGGUUGGCGCAAUACUGUGAAUUUUGAGCCACUGUAGUUAGCGAGAUGUUUUGGUGUCUUUUUAUUUCUCUUGUACAGAUCGUAAUGAUGUAUAGAUAUGGUACACUUCAGAUUGCGGCCUGGAACUUCUGAGGGUUAGGCUCAUUUAAUCUACUAAACCGCAUCGUUUUUUGCUCCUCCUGGGCGUUUUGUGCUUUUAUGAUGCAAGGUUCUUUUCAAGAUUUCAUUUGAUUUUUUUAUUGUUAGUCUGACUGCUAAGUGAGUAAUGAUUACCUGAAAAUCUAAAGAGUAAAUGAACACUUGUAUCAGUGGUUUCUAAAGUUUACAUGCCUGUGAUUCAUUUUUAUUAACACUAAUGUAAUAGAUUUUACAGCAGAUUGCAGUUUAAAAUCUUUGUAGCAUGCAAUCCCUAAUCUGGACUAAACCAGAAAUUUUCUUGAUUGGUAUAUGUGAUGGCCAUAAUAUUUUCAACAUUAUGUAUAGAAAGUAGAUGUGGCUGAAUCAAUAUUUGGUCCCACCACAAGAAUAUAGCACACGUACUGUAUUCUAUUGGUCCUUUUCAAGUUCCCUUUAGAAAACAAGGAUGUGAAAUCUGAUCUGCAGCAUUUGAAGUAUAGAGAUGAUCACAUGAAACUCAUAUUCCUGGCUAACAUCUCACAGAUAAAGCACCUUAAAUUUGCCCUGCUGUGAGGUUAGACUAUGCAUGUAUAUUUUAAUAGGGUAUAUCUUUCUUUGGCCACAGAAAUUGAAAAGAAAAAAAAUGCCCAGGUAUAGUUUUUUUUUUUUAAAGACUGAAUUUGUUCAGAUGAGAUGUUGAAAAUAUGAUUGAAAUCAAUAUACUCAACAGCCGUGACCCUCAUUUUGUACCAUGUACCUUUCACUUGAAUAUUUAGCUUUUUCAUUUUGGACAUUGUGAAAUCAACCAGUUUGAGAAUGUAAUAUUUAUGUGCCAACUAAUAAACACCAGUAUUUCAUCUUAA
Molecule: messenger RNA, 4216 nt
Organism: Myxocyprinus asiaticus (Chinese sucker)
Lineage: Eukaryota; Metazoa; Chordata; Actinopteri; Cypriniformes; Catostomidae
Product: diphosphoinositol polyphosphate phosphohydrolase 1-like
Exons: 5
Coding region: 185-721 (178 amino acids)
Biological process (GO): adenosine 5'-(hexahydrogen pentaphosphate) catabolic process; diadenosine hexaphosphate catabolic process; diphosphoinositol polyphosphate metabolic process
Cellular component (GO): cytoplasm; nucleus
Molecular function (GO): endopolyphosphatase activity; bis(5'-adenosyl)-pentaphosphatase activity; bis(5'-adenosyl)-hexaphosphatase activity
Source: RefSeq, a predicted model, not a curated record